Messenger RNA from Micropterus dolomieu (smallmouth bass), 13333 nucleotides. It is a transcript of the gene tnrc6c2, whose product is annotated as trinucleotide repeat containing adaptor 6C2. NCBI's taxonomy places the organism in Eukaryota, Metazoa, Chordata, Actinopteri, Centrarchiformes, Centrarchidae. The coding region runs from base 886 to 6561 and encodes 1891 amino acids. The record is from RefSeq and is a predicted model, not a curated record. The transcript has 22 exons. Gene Ontology annotation, cellular component: nucleoplasm; P-body. Gene Ontology annotation, molecular function: RNA binding; protein binding. Gene Ontology annotation, biological process: miRNA-mediated post-transcriptional gene silencing; positive regulation of nuclear-transcribed mRNA poly(A) tail shortening.
UGACGUAUCUGGAGCCACUUCCUGGUCUGUCUGCUAUCUGGGAGGAGGAGGGGGAGACUGCAGUGUUGUUAGUUUGAACAAAAUGGCUGCGAGACCACUGUCAACGAGAGCUCACUGAACGCCUACCAUGACUGUCCGCUACGCUGUCUGGAUCCACACAGAAUGUAUUUCCUCGGAGUCGUUUCUCACUUUGCAUUUGCGGUAGCCAGCCUGUCGCUAGUCGCCCAGCUGGCGACCUAAACAAAAACAUUUAUUUUGCACUUUAAAACAAGUUGGCUGGCUGGCUGGCCGUCGGCUUGUUCCUACACGGGAGAACUCAUCUGCGCUUUUAUUUUUUUUUUUUUAACGAAAACUGCCUGAUUUCUCAACAGUCGACGACCAAAAACGUCAACCAGCGUCAACGUUAGCUCACAUUAUACAGCUGCGUUUAAAAGUAAUUUUUAUUCGUUAUUAUUUUUUUUUUGUUGUUAGUGGUGCUUCGGUCCCCUCCCCGCCCCCAUUAUAUCGUGGCGUUUUAACAAACUGUUUUUUUUUUUUCUCGACGAGUGUAAUUUCACUGCAUAUUUUUUAAAUGUUUUUGUUUUGCCUAAAGCAUAAAUAACCGUACUUGCUGUGUGUAUAUCUGGCUGAGUAGCCGUUGUUUACCUCGGUAUCUUGUCACCAAGCUGCUUCAGCAGCAGUCGGCUUAACGUUCUCUGCCAAGUCUGACUUCGAUUGCGACUGAAUCUCUGCUCCAUCUCUUUACGGGUAACUUUAGAAAAGACAUCGGAGAAUGCUUUUCUGCAUAUUUUUUCUGCCAUGCACCGACUCUCUCACCGAAAGCUGCCAAAUCCGUGGUUAACGCAAGCUGAGAGAAGCUAGCAACAGAGGAAAGAGAACCAUUUGAUGGAAGAAAAGAAAAAGAAAAAACAAGAAGAAAAGACCAAGACGGACGUCGCUCAGAAAAAGGCUGCUGAUCAGAAACCCAAAGUGCCAGAGCCUGCUCCCACUAAGCCCAGUCUUGGCCCACCCCACCACCUCCACCCCGCCAGCCCCACGCUGCCCCUCUCCACCUCCUCUUCUUCUGGCAAUGGCAAGCGCGCCUCCUCCAGUAGCCAACUCCCGACUCCCCCUCAGCAGCAGUGCCAGUUGUCCUCUGCCAGUGCUCGCUACCCGCCUAGAGAGGUGCCCCCACGCUUCCGCCAGCAGGAGCACAAGCAGCUACUGAAGAGAGGCCAGCCACUGCCGGCAGGAGCCCUCAGCGCUCUUACCCUCUCCUCCUCCUCUUCCUCCUCCUCUUCACCUCCAUCAUCUUACUCUUCUUCUUCUUCUUCUUCUUCUUCUUCUUUGACUACCAGCAACGCUACCCCAAACUCUGCCACGUCCGCUGCGGGCAAACGCCACCCAGACAUAUCCCUCCAGAGUGGCCCUGUUGCCCGGUAUGAGACCUCUCAUUGGGGAGCCUCUUUGCCAGUUGAGAGCCCCUCCAGUGCCAGCAGCUGGGACAAAGUGAUUAUUGACGGAAGUGACACAGAAGCUUGGCCCUCCAUCAGCCGCAGCAUUGAUCCCAGCCACCCUGCAGCACCAGAAUGCCCCUUGGGCUCAGCUUGCUCUAACCAAGACACCAGUGCUGUCACUACCAUCAGUAGUAGUAGUUUUCUGAGUAUGGCCACAGGUGCCGCAGGCCAGCAGGCCCACUACACCCCUCUCAAAGCCAACAAUAACAUGAUGACAGGACCUGGGUCAGUGAACACAUUAGCUGGUAAUAGAGGCUGGGGCUCAGAUGGGAAACAAGAUUGUAUGAAUGGUGGCCGAGUAGGAGCGCCCAAUAACUGGGGCUCUGCAAAUUUUAACUUGAACCUCAAUCCCAAUGCCAACCCAUCAGCCUGGCCUGUUUUGGGCCACGAGGGUGGUGGAGGUGGUGGAAUUGGCCCCAGUGGGGUGUCAAACUCCCCAUCCCUCCCACCAGGUAUUAAUGGUAAUGGAAACAUGGGAAAUGGGAGCCUGGGAGGUGCUGAUAAUGGUGGAGGAGGUUGGGUUAACAUGAUUAGUGCUAACGAAAAUGAUCAACAGCACCCUUCAACCAACACAAGCUUGUCCUUCAAUAUGGAACCUGCUAACAUUAACACUGACGGAGCAAACCACACUAAGCAACAGCAGCAAGCUCAGGAGCCUAUGAGCCCUAUCCAUGGGUUAACUGGCUGGGGAGGCCAUUCACCCACUGAAUCAUCCCAGCUCAAUGGGGACACAACAGGCAGCUCUUUAUGGGGUAGUGGAGAAACCAAGGCAGCCGACUCUUCCAAGGACUCAGGCUGGGACUCAGCUACCUCUGGAGGCCUCUCUGCCUGGGGCCGCCAAGGCAGUGGUGGUGAGAGUAGUGGAAGUGGUGGCUGGGGUGACUGGGGGAAAUCCUCUGGUGGUGGAGAUGCAUCAAAAGGCUGGGACUCAGUAGAUGCUGGUAGUUCUGGAUCAGGCCAAGAGCAGCAACUUAGCUCAUGGGGUCAGAAGCCUGGAACAGCCCCAGCAAGCGAGGGUAGUGGGGACAGCAGUGAAGGUCGAUCACACAAUAGAGAGAGGUCCUCCAGCAUGGAAUUUUCCCCUCUGCUACCCCGGCAGGACCUGGACCCUAGGGUGCUGAGUAACUCUGGUUGGGGACAGACCCCCAUCCGUCAGCACACUGUAUGGGAGAUGGAGGAAGCCACCUGUGAUGAUGGGAAGAGCAACAGCAGCUCAGACACCUUAGGAGGCUCCAGCUCAAAUGUUGGACCCUCAUCCACCAAUGGAGGUACCAUCAACCCAAACAUUGGCCCCAGUCAGAGGCCUGGGUCUGGAGGAAAAACUGACAGUGACGGAUCAUCAUCCUCUGGCUGGGGAGUCCCUCCACCUCAGCCAAUCCAGACCGGAUCAGGAUGGGUGGACCCCCCACAGUCACUCAGCAAAGCACCGAAUGGCACUACAAGUGGCUGGGGAGACCCUUUGUCUACCAAUCGUCCUAGAAAUGGAGGCACACCAUCCUGGGGUUCUGAGGACAAGUCUCCCAGUUGGGACGAUGGCCAGAAGAAAAGUCAGCCUACUAGCUGGGGAGAGGGUCCCAAAAGCUCCCACAGUUGGGGAAACGGUAAUGGAGGCUCCAAUGGCUCCAGCACAGGGCAAUGGGGAGAGGCAGAGGUCAAGAACAAUGGGUCUGGCAGCAGCAUGUGGGAAGGAGAAGGAAGCAAUGGAGGAACUGGUGGGUGGAAAGAAAGCCCCAGAGGAGGAAAUAGAGGAGGAGGAGGCUGGGGUAAGCCUGCUCCUACUAUGAGUAACAGCAGCUGGGGGGAGACCUCACGUGCCAAUGGCCCAGUGCAGGCAGGCUGGGGCACUUCCAAGCCUCAGGAGAGCAGCAGUAGCAGCAGCAGCACUGACAGUGGAGGAGGAGGCAGCAUUUGUUCAUGGGGUGGUCCUGGUUCCGUGAAGCAGAACCCAUCUGGCUGGAGCAAUGCUAGCAAACAGGACCAGGGCAUGGAGCCAACUGGCUGGGAAGAGCCCUCCCCUCCCUCCAUCCGCAGAAAGAUGGAGAUUGAUGAUGGAACGUCCACCUGGGGCGAUCCCGGCACCUGCAACAAGACUGUCAACCUGUGGGAUCGUAACAAUCCCAAUGGUAACCCAAGCAACAGCGGACCACCUCCUAGUAAGAAUGGUGGAGUGAUUAUCCCCAACAAUAACAACAACAAUCACCAUCACACUCACCACAUGCACCACCAUACUCAUCAUGGCCAACCCCCAACUCACCUGCAACACCAUGGAAACAACAACGGGUCACCCAACACUGGCGCUUCACAUCCAGGUGCAGGCCCCCAGGGUAGACCCCCCCUCACCAACCCAGGUUGGGGAGAACUUCCCAGUGUUCAACCCAAGUCGGAGCCUGCUUGGGGAGAGCCAGCAACUCCGACAUCAACUGUGGACAAUGGCACCUCUGCCUGGGGCAAGCCCCAAGGGGUAGUAGGAGGAUGGGGAGACGGUGGCCACGAGCCCUCUGGACCCUAUGGCAGAGCCAACGGACCCCCAGGUUCUGCACCCUGCAAGCCAGGCCCAAAAUCUAUGCAAGAUAGCUGGGGAAAUGGAGGAGAGGAGAUGGGCAUGUCUACUGGCCAAUGGGACGCUGAGGAUGGGGACAUGUGGAACAGCCCCACCUCCCAGGAGAGCAGCUCUUCUUGCAACUCCUGGAGCAAUGGACCCAAGAAGGGCCCUAGCAAGGGGAAGAUGGGCAACAAGCCAGAUGAGGCGUGGAUCAUGAACCGUCUCAUCAAACAGCUCACUGACAUGGGCUUUCCGAGAGACCCUGCUGAGGAGGCUUUGAAGAGCAACAACAUGAAUCUUGACCAGGCCAUGAGCGCCCUGUUGGAGAAGAAGAUUGACCUGGACAAGCGGGGCAUGGGCAUGUCUGAUUACAGCAAUGGCAUGAACAAGCCCCUGGUUUGUCGGCCCUCUGCACUCUCCAAAGACCCCUCUGACCGCACCGCCUUUCAUGACAAGGAUGGUGUUCUGUCAGAUGAUGCCCCCCCAUCACCGUUUCUGCCUUCUCCCAGCCUGAAGCUCCCCCUGGCCAACAGUAGCCUUCCAGGGCAGGGUCUGGGACAGGGCAACCCGGGGCUGGUCAUGCAAAACUUGAACAACAGACAGAUGCCCAGUGGAAUGUUUGGCAGUAGUGGAGCAGCACAAACCCGGGCCAUGCAGCAGCAGCCGCCUCCUCAGCCACCAGUGCCACCUCUCAGCUCCUCCCAGCCUAGUCUACGUGCUCAAGUGCCUCAGUUUCUCUCCCCUCAGGUCCAAGCACAGCUCUUGCAGUUUGCAGCAAAAAACAUUGGUCUGAAUCCUGCACUUUUAACUUCACCAAUUAACCCUCAACAAAUGACUCUCUUGUACCAACUUCAGCAACUGCAAAUGGCGUACCAGCGUUUACAAAUCCAGCAGCAGAUGAUGCAGGCGCAACGCAAUGUUUCCGGCCCAAUUAGACAACAAGAGCAGCAAGUUGCACGCACAAUCACCAACAUGCAGCAGCAGAUCCAGCAGCACCAGCGCCAGCUGUACCAGGCGCUGCUGAUGAAGCAGCAGCAACUUCCCUCUCAUUCCUCUUCCUCCGCCGCUGGUCUGCAUCCCCCGGGCGGCCCCGCCGGAGGCCCUGGCUCUAGCAAAUCAACCAUGGAUCCCUUCACAGGCCCACACCACGCUUCGGGCCUCGCCGACACACUGCACACCAAAGAGCCACUGUCUUCGCCCAACGCCUACAGCACCUAUCAACUCUCUGGACUGAAUCCAAAUAUGAAUGUAAACUGCAUGGAGGUUGGCAGUCUGUCCCUGAAGGAGCCCCCUCAGCCUCAAUCCCGCCUGUCCCAGUGGACACACACCAACUCCAUGGACAGCCUCUCUGGCAACUCCUCAAACAUGGAGAACAACCUCAAUAAGCACGGUGCCAUAUCUGCUGCCUCUAGCUUGGGCCCCCCUGGGAAGCCCCCCCAGCUGGAGGAUUCAUACAGCCCUUACAAUCUGAUGUCCAGCUCUGAGUCCCCGACCAGCCCCCUGGUGCCCCCGGACAGCUGGGUCCAGGGCAAGAGCCCCAAUGAAAAGAUCUCCAAUGGGACCAACAUUAACUGGCCCCCAGAGUUCUGCCCAGGUGUGCCAUGGAAGGGCCUUCAGAACAUUGACCCUGAGAAUGACCCCAACAUGACCCCUGGCAGUGUCCCCAGCGGUCCCACCAUCAACACCAACAUUCAUGACGUCAAUCGAUACCUGCUGCGCGACAGGAAUGGAGAUAUGAACAGAGGUAAACUGUCUGACAUGAAGUCCACCUGGUCCCCAGGGCCCAUCUCCCAGAGCCAAGCCUCUCUGUCCCAUGAACUGUGGAAAGUCCCUCAGGGGCCGCGCAACACCACGACCCCUUCCCGUCCCCCGCCAGGCCUCACUAACAACAAGCACUCCUCCACCUGGGGCGGCAACUCGCUGGGCCUGGGCCAAGGCUGGAGUGGCUCCUACACCUCCGAGGGAACCACAUGGAGUACUGACAGCUCUAACAGGACCAGCAGCUGGCUGGUGCUGAGGAAUCUCACCCCACAAAUUGAUGGUUCGACUCUACGGACCCUGUGCAUGCAGCACGGCCCCCUGAUCACAUUCCACCUCAACCUAACCCAGGGGAACGCUGUUGUGCGCUACAGCUCCAAGGACGAGGCCGCAAAGGCCCAGAAGUCUUUGCACAUGUGUGUGCUUGGAAACACCACCAUCCUGGCGGAGUUUGCCGGGGAGGAGGAGGUGAACCGCUUCUUUGCACAAGGCCAGUCACUAGGGGCAAACACCACUAGCUGGCAGGCCAACCCGGGAACCAAUCAAAACCGGAUGGGCGGGGCAGCGCAGUCCCACUCCAUUGGCCAGUGGAGCAGUGGUGGUGGCGGAGGAAAGGCCAGCCAAGGCGACCUGCUGUGGGGCGGGGUGCCCCAGUACUCCAGCCUGUGGGGACCGCCAAGUGGAGAAGACACACGCGUGAUUGGGAGCCCCACCCCCAUUAACACCCUGCUGCCCGGAGAUCUGCUUAGUGGGGAGUCCAUGUAGGGUGAUGCCACAAUACACUAACCAACCAACCCACAACAACACCAUGUCAUGUGAGCCAUCGGUGGAGGGUGGGAUGAAAAAGAAAUACAAAACAUAAAAAAAAAAUUCAAUAUGAACAGGAGCAAAACCCAAGCAAAUCAUGUGGCGAUAAUCAGUAUCAAUUUGAACUGUUAUGAAAUGUGAAUUGUAAAUCAGAAGGCCGGGGUCCCUACCGAAGACUGCAGACUCCAGUCCUUCUGUUUUGCGUUUCUGUUUUUUUGGUUUGGUUUACCUUUUUUUGGUAUUGCAUCAUAAAAAACAAACUGAAAUGAGACACAACACAAAGAAACCUUUUUAAGUGUUUUUAGUUUUUCCAUAAGUAUACAUGACAUUCUGUGUGAAGUGUUUUUAGGAGAAGCAAUCAAAGCUGCCAUCUGAGACUUUUCCCUCCCCAAAAAAAAAAAAAAAAAAAAAACAUCAUCCCAAAAUAAGACUUAAAAUGACCAUUCCCAGCAUGUCCAUGGCCAAUGAUGUGGUUCAAAGACCUUUACUAGUUAUGUUAAUGUUUGUUUCUCAGCACUAAUAUUAGCCUUAAGUGCUCUCUGGCCCAGGUCCUUCCCAAGCCGCCUUUUUUUAGUUUGUUUCGUAACUGAAGAAAUAGCUGAAAUCUUGCACAGUUUCACCUCUGAGCCAGCAAGUGGUACAGGAUAUGACUGGUGACCAACCCUGUCACUGAGCAGUAAGAAGGCCUGGCCACGUGACUGGCCCUACCAAUCAUCAGCUUAAGUAUUUUAAUUUUGUCUUCUCAAAGGGAUUGACAGCUGUUAAAUGUUUCUUUUUUGUAUGUGUAGGUCUAGACCCAAGCGCAUUUUUUGAUAUCUUAUCAUAUAAGCUGAGAGAAGAUUAUUUGUCAACCUUGCUGCGUGUCUCCGUUUCUGUACAUGUCUAUGUAUGUGCAGUCGCAGCUAAUCAUUGACGUCUGCAAGCCCAGAUCCUUCUGGUCACCUUCAACUUGGAACCUUCAACUGGUGCUUUGUUGAAUUUUCUAUUGUACGAUUUGUUACGAAGCCCAGUGGUAUGGUCAGCCAGUUUUCGGAGGAAAAAAAGAACACAAUUUCACCUUUAUGUGACAGUUACAUUGUGCAAUAUACACCAUAGACCUUUCUUCCGUCCAUACUCUGUCCACCGGAGCUGGUUUCUUAUUUUGUGUUUCGUUUUUGAUUGUUGCUGUUUGCAGCAAAAAGACACUUACCCCUUUUCAAAACUUGGAUUCCCCCCAGGCAGCCAAUCCCCCUGAAACUGUUGGGAACACUCUGCAAAGAGGAAGAUGCAGCGAACUGAACUAAAGAGUGACACUGGGUACACAAUAAUGCACACUUCCUCUCUGCAUGCCACAGCCACAUCCAACAGAAGACUGAAUCCACAGUGGGAUUGGAUGGUUCUGGGUAUCUGGCACAAUACCAAAUAAGAGGGGUUUCUCCUAAUGCAGUAGACCUACGAGUGUUCCUUGCGUUUGGUACUGUACAAACAGAAGACUUUUAUAAAAUUCAAAGGGUUUUAUCUUAGCACUUAUGAAGAGCAAAUCGCUUCAACUGCAAUCCAAUAAAUCAAAAAAAGGAGCAGCAAAAACAUUGAAAACGACAAAAAAAAAAUAUACUGCUCUUUUAUGUACUAUAUCUAUUCCAUGGAAAUGUGUCUGCCGUUGUUCCUCUGGUAGCAGGAUGAAGGGAAACAAAACUGAAAUGUACCGUUGGACUUUGGGUGGGGGGGACUGCAGUCUAUGAUAUUUUCUCCCCUUCUCCUUUGAACAAUAUCAAAGUGAAUAUCACUGUUACUCAAAAUGUUUAGCCUUGUUCAGUUUGGAGGCACUAGACUUGCAACGUCAGCUGUCUCUGACACCCGCUGUCAGUCAGUCACAGUGGGGUGGGGAGGGGGAGUGUCCACUGAGUGCCUCUCUGCUGUGGUCCUCUGGGUGCCAAGCGAUAGCCCCACAGCGCAGCACUUCCUCCUGGGCUCCGCUUGACCCUCCCUCAAUCUCGCAAGAAAAAGUGGCUCCUCCAAGACUGGUCAGUUGCAGCCCUCCGCCACAAACAGCAUCUCCAAGGGGGGGCUACCACCGCUGGACCCUGCUGUCGUUCCUGCCCUCUCCCCCAUCUCUCAGUUCUUUGACACAAAGAUCACUUUAGCUGGAAGAUGUAAUAGUCAUAUUUCUGGAAUUUUUGCCAGUGUGCUUUCUUUGUUUUGUUUUGGGUUUUUUUUUGAAAAGAUGAUUUGAUUUGAUUUGAUUUUUCAGUGUGUUAUAUUGUUGUUUUUUUGUCUACAUGCAGUGGUCGACAAAAUACUGGCUGCUGAACUAGCCCUUCACUGUUCAUAUGCAGAAACACUUUGGUCAGAGGUGCCUCUGUAUGUUCAUCCUGUGUAUUGAAUGCAAAACGAGGAUCAAUACUACAGAGCAUUAUUGAUUGUCUAUUGGUUUUUAACUGAUCAUGCUUUUGUGUUUGACAGUAUUCUGUAGUACUUCCAGGUAGUAUCUUGAGAUGUGUAAAAAUAGGGUGUCUCAGACGGGGGUGUGGGUGUCUGUCGCUCCAAGCUGCUCCGCCUGCCCGCAGGCUGUCCCCCCCUUGCCCUUUGCCUAGCUGCUAUGCUAUGACCUCCUUUCCUCCUCCACCUCAACCAGACCCAGUAGCCCCUCCCCUGACCAGGCACCAACAGGCUCUCCUAUCUGUUUCUAUGCAAAAGACUAGAGGCUGGGGCCCUUUACAGCACAUCAGACCUGACUUGGGAGUGAGCACUCCUCCCAGAGCUUUGCAAACCCUUAUACUCGUCCCCUGUGCGCUUCUGUCAGCACUUCAGGCUGCCGUUUCUGUAAAGUCAGGCUAAGCCACCAGAACACUGUCUUAUACUAAAGUUCAACCACUUCAUCAAAGGUCAGCCUUUCUCUCUGAGCUGAAGACACUUCUGUCCAGCUUGAUCUCAGGGUAGGGGAGUUGAUGAUACAAAGUAUGAGAUGCAGCUCUCCGUAUCUGUCCUUUCUACUGUGAGAGCAAAGUCUUAAAUUAAAAGGCCAUCUUUGCAACAAUAUGUACAGACCUCAUGCCUCGAACUUAAUCCUAAUUGGAAGGGAAAAGGCUUGUAUUGAAUCCUUUUCUCAAAAGGUGGCCUAUCGUUACUGUUUGGGGGCCCCUUGUUGCACGUAAAAGAUGCUAAUAUAAUGUGCCAAUAUAAAUUUCUGUGUAAUACUGUAUCUUUAUAGAUAGCACUUCUGUUCCCUGUUCGGAGGAGCUUUGAUAACCUUUGCAGAGGGUGCAGCGGGGGACAGGAGGGAUCAAACAAAUGGGCGGCAUCAUCACACCCUUAGACGACUGAGUUUUUUUUUGUUUUUUUUGUGGGGAAUGCCCCAUGCUAAGGAGAAAAUCUUUACCCAGUUGGGGGUUCCAGUUUGCUACAGUGCACAGUUGAUGGGUAAUCCCGGGUACAUAUUUUUUUAAAACCAAAAAUGAAAUCACAUUUUAAUGUCAUUUUUAUGAAGUUUGACACAAAAAUCUUAAAAAUGCUAAAAAAUCUAAAUGGAAAAAAAAAAGAUCUAUAAUAUGUUAAAGCUCUGCACUUCUAGCUGAAACGUCUCCGGUCAUCAGCCUCUACUACCACCAUCUAAAGGAGUAGAUUGGUGGCCGGGGUGCCUUUUUGUGGAUGCUGUAUUUAUCUUGUUUUUAUGUUUGUGUCCUGCUCAAAGCGGGCCCACUGAACUGUACAUUUCCACAGACCCAGAUGGCUUGGGCCCACUGUAUCAGCCUCACUCUCCUCGCUCUGCAUCAGCAGGAGGGGAGGGGCAUAUUUCAAGAGGUACAAAGUCUUAAAAACAUUUUAAAAAAAGUUUUAAAAAUUAAAAAAAAUAACAAGAAAACGGGAAAAGGCUACCUUUCAGGACUUGCAGUCCUGCAGCACACAAGCAAAAAUCACUAUUGCCUGUUUCUGUAACUGCCUUGAUCCAAGCUCAGACAGACCCAAUAGCCGAGGACCUCCCAGCAUCCUGUACUAACUGGAGAACCCUGACAGUGAAGGGGGUUUCCCAUGCUGCACCAGCAUUGAGAGGCUCUCCUCUCUACAGCUCUGUUCUAGGUAACAGUGUGUGUGUGUAUAUAUAUAUAUAUAUAUAUAUAUAUAUGUAUGUGUGUGUGUGUGUAUAUAUAUAUAUGUAUAUAUAUAUAAUAUACUGUGAGUAUGGUGUGUGGUAUCACCUCUUCAGACUUCUUGGAUCGUAACCUCUGAAACAUUUUAUUUUUGUUUGAAAGGUCUUUGUUUAAUACAACUGAAAAUGAGCAAUAUGUAUUUUCCCCGCAAAUAAGCGAUACGAAGGAAAGAAUUCGGGUUGGGUAUAAACAGAUACUUGAUUGACUGAAAGCUAAGUCUUUCUUACAUGGAGUUGGAUAUGCACGUUCUGGCUUUGAUGACAUAUUACAGUACUUUGAAGUGCUUGUACUGUACAUAUGUGUAUUUGUUAAUUAGCUUGUCUAAAAGCCCAAACCAACCAGUUGAUUAAAAAAAAUAAAUAAAUCACAAACAUAUCAAAACAAAAUAUUGAACACAAUAUACUUGAAUUAUGGAGCGCCAAUAACGUAAUGUGAAGUCAAUUCUUUUUUUGUUCUCUCCAUCUGAUAGGUACACUUAGGGGCUUGUAGAGAAUAUUAAAAAUGUAUUGUACUAAGUUACAAAUACAAAAUCUUUGAAAAAAAAUGCAAAAGUCUUCUUAGAGGUGUGCUUGAAAGUCAGAUGUUUGUAUGAAUGUGUGCGCAACAAACUGUGUGUACCAUGUGUGCACAUGGCCUGCUGUUCUGUUCCACUCAGUAUGUUAUUUUUUGUGUCUGUUUUUAUCAUCCUUUUUUGUUGUUUUUCUGUCAAAAACUAUUCUGAUAGACAUUGUUAUUAUCUUCUAAAGUUGCACUGAGUGUCUUCUACCCCUCACUCAGCUAAUCGUAGAUAAGCGAGUCUAAGUACGGAGGGGAGAUGGUGACAAUUCAUGUGUACAUGUUUACUCAAGGACUUAAUGGAUUUUUUUUUUAAAUUCUAUCUGUAAAAAGUUGAUCUACCUUAUAGUGGCUUUUAUUGUGGAAUAAUCCGAUACAAGGAUUAUCAGUGAGUAUUGCACCAUUUUGUUCCAGUUAUACAAAAAAUUUAGAAAAAAAAUUUCAAAAAAGAAAAAAGUACAAAAAAAACACAAAACAAAAAAAGGGGGGGAAAACAAAGAACUGUGGCCAUAGAUAGCUGUAGAAGGACUAGUAAUCCCUAUGUUAACUUCAUGGAGAAACGGAAAAAGUGUGGGAGGUGAGUUAGUUACAGGACUCAUUUCAGAGGUGCCUAUCUUUUCUUUUUCUUUUUUUUUUUGCUAAAGCCACCUGUUGUUUACAAGCAAGUGUCAUUUGUCUGACAUUCAAGAAAUAGGAUAGAAAUUUGUAACAGGAAUGUUAUAAAAACAAAAAUUAAUAAAAGGACACAUUUCAUCUUCCAUCAAACAUGGAAAUCUUGCAAAAUGAAGAUUUAUGCUACUUUAAGAACUCUGGGAUUGAUCAGUGUUGUGUCAUAUUUCAGUUUUUAAUUUCUCUUUCAGUGUCAACCGACUAUCUCUGUAUGUAUUGAGUUUUGAUUUCGUGUUUCCUGAAAGCGACGCCGUUUGCUCACUAUCUUGCACACUCAAAAAAGAUGUGGAUUUUGUCUCAGGAAGGCCAGGGUUCCAGAUAUUAACUCCAUCAUUUCUAGGUUUAAUGUUUGUGUGAAAAGAAAGGAAAAAAGCAACUGAAAACAAUUAAACUCCAAGCAAGCACUGAAGGUCACGAGUUUAACGGAAUAUAGAGAAACAAAAACAGUUCGUAGCAAGUUAUAUAUUUACCAAAAAAGACUGAGAAUCAACUUUGAAGUGGAGUGCUUUACGUGUGAAAUCUAAGUAGAAAUUGCUUUACAUUUAAACAAUGAUCAAUGGUUUGAUUGUCAAAAAGACAGUGACAGAAAAUACAUUUGUAUGUUUUGACUUUGUUCUUUAAGUUUCCAUCCCGUAGUUCAGGAGCAUCGUGCAAGAAUUUUUUUUUUUUUUUUUUUAAAUCAUUGCUCCUGUCUGUUAACAUGUCUGUUCCUGCAACAGUUAUUCAAUAAUUGAGAGAUUUCUUAUCUUGUAACGGAUGGUUUUCAGAGGCAGAUUGAAGUGGAGGAAUAAAGCUGUUUUUUGUUUGUUUUUAAGGAUCAUGAUCUAUGCACAAGUGGGAGGGACGAGUCCAAACCCAGCUGCUGUACUGCAGGCGUUUGUCGACUCAGACUCUGGGGUUCAGGGUUUGAUGUAGGGUUGUUCUUGUUUUGUCUCUUGCUCAAAUUUCCUCCACCACCCCAUCUUAUUAUCAGCGUCAACUAAUGUUUUAGCAAAACUUUACAUUGCAUCGCCAUACUGUGUAAUCCUUAACCAAUGAGCGCUUAUCCUUCUAAAGCACUGUGGGUUGUACUGAAGGAAAAAAAAAAAAGCCCACGACUUUUAAGGCUGUCUGUUUUUUUGUUUGUUUGUUGUUUUUUUUUAAAGGGAGGAGGGUGGGUGAGGGAAUGGGGGUACUUUGCCUUUGCCUUUCUCUUUACUUUGGAAAAAAAACAUUAAGGAAAAAUGUCUGUAACUGAAAUACAAAGUUGUGGCUUUUAAUGUUGUUCUUUUUUCUCCUCAUAGAAUGUGAUUGUUAAGGACAUGCGCCGGAAAUGUUUCCAUGGAUAAUGGAGCUUGUUUCGGACUAUAUUAAUAAAAUACACAUUUUCUUGGCUGUUA